Annulohypoxylon truncatum is the source of this 1379-nucleotide messenger RNA. RefSeq names its product Apc13p protein-domain-containing protein. Gene Ontology annotation, biological process: positive regulation of mitotic metaphase/anaphase transition. NCBI's taxonomy places the organism in Eukaryota, Fungi, Ascomycota, Sordariomycetes, Xylariales, Hypoxylaceae. The transcript has 3 exons. The record is from RefSeq and is a predicted model, not a curated record. The coding region runs from base 1 to 822 and encodes 273 amino acids. Gene Ontology annotation, cellular component: anaphase-promoting complex.
AUGGUUCUCGUCCGAACGUCAAUCUUGGUCAUGGCCACCACUGGUCUCUUUGACCUAACCGGCGCUGCUGCCAUCGCACCGGUAACUGGUCAGGGAAUUCAACUCCCAGCUUCAUCCGUCCAGCAAGUGCAAAAGACUCCUCUCACCGACAUGGUCGCCGAUUUUACUGCCAAGGAGAUCAAGCAGCGAGAGAACGCAGUCCAUCGUUGCUACCCACCCUCACCCGCCGUUGACCCUACUCCCUCGGCUGAGGAUUGUCAGGGCUCAAUCAACAAGCUCCAGGCCGUUCAGGACGACAUCGUGGUGAAGCUAGUCGAGGGCUGUUACGAGACUUGGAACGGAAAUUGCACAGCGUCUGUCUGUCCUCAGAAGGACGGAACCUCCACCAUCUCACCUUCUGUCGCCGCUCAGUUCAUGAUCGAUUCUGUCAUGACUGAGUGUAUCUCGAAAGGUCUCCGAGGAUGGUACCUGGACCGAAGCUACGGCAUCGGUAACAAGGACGGCUGCUACACGUACGUGCACAUGCAAAGUCCUCGCGACGCCGACAUGUUCGAGGACUUCUGCAAGGACAAACUGCCUGACGACGAGAUCUACGUGCCGCCGCACCACCAACCUAUCAACCCCGAGGACGAGGACGACGUAGUGCCCGACCAACACGCCGCCUUUGGUAUACAGAAGGCUACUCAGCGGAGCAAAGAACCUGCUUGGAAAGACUUGGGUCUAGCUGAGCUCAUGGGGAAAGGCCCCGCGUCGGGAAAGGUCGGAGGGACUAGUAGAGGUGGAAGUCGCGGUCCUAAGGUGUAUCAAGGACUGCCACGAUGAAGCCGUAAUGGGCAUGCUUGUGGGGAGGUGCAAAUAACUUCGUACUUUAAUGGAUGGGCGGCAUGAUAGGCGUAUAAGGGUAUCUAUGGUCGGAAUCGGAGUCAACGUGGUAUUGGUUGGGUGUAGUGUUACUGUUUUUGGACCACACAUUGCGAAUGGAUCUGCCACGGUUCUGAUAAUGCCAAACCUCGCUUCUAUCCCGUGAUAUCGUGCCUCUGUGAAAUGUGAAUCUACCCGAACCCUCCCAUCAAUCGCCCCGAACGCCAUGCAAUGCUAGAACGACCACGCCUCAACUUUUCACCUGUCGUGACAACGUCGAAUAUCUUAGCCCUUCCCUAGAAAGCCCUCCCUCUCCAUAACCUCAGGCGCGAACUUAAGCAGGAAGACCGUCCGACCAGGCCACAUCUCGCCCUCCUCCUGCUUACCGACGCUGUGCGCGGUGACCCUGGCGGGGAAGGCGGAGCCGUCGCAGACGCCCUCGAUGAUGCCGGCGACGUAGGCGGCGCAGUUGAGCUGGCUCAUGUCCUUGGGCACGCUGAUGUAGCGGUUGACGAGCG